AUGGCAGGAGUGUCGCUAAACUUGUCGGAUUCCGACCGAUCAUCUUCCAGCGACCAGUCUGGGUCCAGCCGGAGCAGCAACCGAAGUCUGAGGGUCGCAGAAAAGGAGAGAAGAAAGAACGAGGCGGAGGACCCGUUCGUGCUAGCAUUGAAGUACUUCUCUGCCGUUGAAGCAGGCACUCCUGUGUUUGGGAAUGAUGAGUUUGAGAAUAAUCUGGUCCUGGUGGAGAGGGUGGCCUACAGCAGGGGACUUCCCCCAGAGGCCAUUUCUGUCAUGCUGGAGUUCGCCAUGAGCCUCCGAAUGGGGACUAUUCCAUGUGUGCGGGUGCUGAAGUGUCUGAUUCCAGCCUCUGUGGUGCCACAGGAAGCUGUUGUUCGAGCAGUCGUUUGGUCAAGUGUAAACAAAAUAUCCAUCAGCACUCAGGUUCUUUUCAUAAAGUGGGUGUUGACUGUUUUCGACAUGAUCGAUGCAAAAGAUCAGCUUCGAGCAAUCUAUGGCUUCAUCUUCAACUUUGUCACAGAGGAGAACCUGUGUCCUUUCAUUUGCCAUUUAUUGUACCUUUUGACCCGAAAGGAAAGUGUGAGAGUCUUCAGAGUUAGGAAGCUGCUGGAGCUGCAGUUUAAACUGGGAAGGCAGCCAUUCCUCCUGCACCUGCUCUCACUUUAUAAAGUGUUUUGCCCUGAGCUGGUGACGCUCUCCAUUCCAUCACGGAUGAGGAGCGGGUUUAGGAACCAUGUUUCCCCCUGGAAGUCGGCCCUGCUUGGUGUCCAGAAGAGGAACGGUGUGGCAGCUGUGUCCGGCAUCAGCCUGACCGUGACCAUCAAAGACAGAAGCAGCUCCAGGAAAAGGAAACACUGUCACCUGCAGCUGCCAGCCGUGACUUGUGUCAUCAACAAAGAUGCUCAGACUGAACAGAGCUCCAGCAGGAAGUUGGUCCCUCUGGCUCAUCUUCAGUCCUUUGAUCAGCUGCUGAAAAAUGUUCAUCGCAUUGAGCUGCCGGCUCAGAUGGGCUCACUCCUGGGCUCCAGUCUCGCUCUGCAGUACUUGGACUGUGUGCAGGAUGAGUCUGCCCUCCUGCGCCUGAACUUCUGGCUGGGCUGUGCUCUACACGAAGAGUUUUUGUUCUGCAGUGAUGGAGAGGCCACCCAGACUUCAGAGGAGGCGCUCCAGUUUUUGAACAGGUUGCUGUCUGCUCAGCACUUCCUCCAGGAGGGGUUUUCCAGUUCUGAUACUUUUCUCUACAAGUUCCUCAACGUUUGGGAUGGCUCUCUGCUGCGUCCGCAGAUCCUCGGCCUUCUGAGCAACAUCCCUGUCGUUCCAAGCUCACAAAUCAGAAAACUUCUGUUUGAGCCCCUCACGCAGCUUUUCUUCACAUCCUCGCUCUUUUUCAAGUGUGGGCUGAUCGAGUGUUUAAACAAUAUGCUGCUGAAGUGGCUGACGUGGCAUUCGGUGUACGCUCUGGAGGACGACCUGGACAUCAGUCUUAACAGCCACACGUCCGUAAACAUGACUUUGUCGGGGUUCAAGGACUCUGUGAUGGAGCUGAUUCACUUCGUGGGUCGGUUGGCGUCGCUGAGCCUUCAGCUGGAAGGCUGCCACACCCUCCUCCUCAGCUUCAUCCUGGAUUUCUAUGAAACUGUGUGUGACACUUUUCUGAAGUUUGGCCUUCCCCUCGUGAUCAUGCCUCCUCCUGGAGUUUUUUACCCAGCUUUCUUUGCCACAGACCCAGUCAGCGUGGACAGACUGGCCUACAUCAUGCACAGGUACAAAGUGAACUUGACAUCAGCCAAGAGUCAAGAGAAACAGAAGGAGCAGGCCUUCCACAUCAGCCGACAGACUUUCCAGGACUUCAACCACUGCGUCGUCUUCAUGGUCAACUGCCUGUGGAACUCCAGGAUGUUUUUUCCGGGUUCGGACAUUCAGCUGGGAGAGGAGCUGCUCCUCAACAGCGAAGUCCCGCAGUACUGGACCAGCUUCGACCUCAUCCACCACCCCGCCUUCAUGAGCUACGCUCUGGACUUUCAUCAGAAGUGUUGGCCGAGCAGAAAGAACAUCAACCUCAGUUCCUUAAAGGACUCGAAGCCGUGGAGCUGGUACCUGGAGUACCUGUUCAAUCAGGGCUUCGACGGCCUGAAAGACUUCGUUCAGAGUAACGUCAGCCGGCAGGUGACUGCAGGCGACGCUCAACACAGGUAG
Molecule: messenger RNA, 2196 nt
Organism: Nematolebias whitei (Rio pearlfish)
Lineage: Eukaryota; Metazoa; Chordata; Actinopteri; Cyprinodontiformes; Rivulidae
Gene: cenpi
Product: centromere protein I
Exons: 20
Coding region: 1-2196 (731 amino acids)
Cellular component (GO): kinetochore
Source: RefSeq, a predicted model, not a curated record